AUGCACAAAGACUUUAAUUACGCAAUUGAAAUUAUGGAGAUAGAGAAAUUAAAAUUGCAUGAAUAAAUUGAUUAUCUUUAGUAAUAAAUAUAACAAUUGACAAAUGAAUAUAGUGAUAAGAUUUUAGAAAAAGAUGAAGAAUUAGUUACAGCCUUUAUAAAAAUGCAAUAAGCAGAAAGAUUAAAUAAUGAAUUAGUUUAAAAAUUAUAAUCAACAAAAAAAAAUGAAGAAUAACUUAAUAAUGCAAAUUAUAAUUUCAUUACUCUACAAAGAAAAUUAGAUCAUCAAAUUUAAGAAAAUUAAAAACUAGAAUAAAAAGUAAAAUUACUAUAGGAAUAGAGCAUGCAAUUCUAAUAAAAAUGGUAAAGAGUUUCAAUGCAAUUAAAAUAAUAAACAACUCAAAAAAUAAGUGCUAGAACAAUAGAAUAAUAAUUAAGUCUCAAAUAGGAUGAGUGUUAAUAACUUAAAGAGAAAUUAGUUCAAUAUCAAUUAGAAUUAACUAUUGUCAAAUAGAGUGAUUAAGAGUAUAAGUAAUCUAUUCAUUAGAAAAUGUAAGUACUUUAUUAGGAAUUGACAGAAGCUUAAUAAAAAUUAUAAUAAAAUUAAUAUAUUUCAUAAUAACACAAAUAAGAAUGCUAAUAAUGUGAGUAUUAUAGAAAUCAAAAUGAAUAAUUAAAGUAAAUGAUCAAUUAAGAUUAAAUCUCAUAAGAAUAAAAUAGAAUAAAUAAUUAAAUUGUAUUAUAUUUAAUAUUAUAAAUAGAAUUAACAAUAGUAAUAGUAAAUGAAAGAAUACUAAAAUAGACUUAUGGAAUUGGAGUAUGAAAAUUAAAAUUUAAAGUUAUAGAUCUAAUUACCUGAAUCUAUAAGUAAUCUAAAAAAUCAUGAUUGUCUCAACAUUAAAUCUAUUAUUAAUCAUCCUUUAUACAUAAAGAUGACAAAAUUGGUUGAGUAAUUAACUAAUCAAACCUAAUAAGAAUUAUUUAGAAAAUCAUUACAUGAGCUAGGAUUAGAAAUUGAAAAACGAGAAAAUAAAGAAUAAUAAUUAUAGGAGUGUAGAACUAUGUAUGAUAGAUUAUUAAUUAAAUAUUAUGCAUUACAAAAGAGUAUUAAUAAAAUUGAAGAGAAUUCUAAUAAUAAUAAUAAUCAUAAUAAUAAUAAUAAUCAUAAUAAUAAUAAUAAUAAUAAUAAUUACUAUGCAACUUAAUAAAUUACAUCAUCUAAAUAAUAAACUUAAUAAAAGAAGACAAAUUAAUUGGAUUCCUUUUUAUAAGAAUAGGAAACAACUAAAUAAAUGAAAUAAUCAAUAUUUUCUAAUACACCAAAAUAGAGAGUCAAUAAUAAACUAAAUUUAAGUUUAGAUAGUUGUUAAUUUAAAAAAUGA
Molecule: messenger RNA, 1381 nt
Organism: Paramecium pentaurelia
Lineage: Eukaryota; Ciliophora; Oligohymenophorea; Peniculida; Parameciidae
Source: the annotation of a GenBank genome assembly